AUGUUUCUCAGCUCUCCUCACAUCUAUUCCCAAAUCCUAUAUGUAAUCGCUGCAUUCUCAUUCCCGAUUCAUCUAUUCGGUGGUUAUUGUAUUCUAUUCAAAACUCCUAAAGCGAUGAGAUCAGUUAAAUGGACCCUGUUCAUCAUGCAUUUCUGGGCGUCCCUCUUCGAUUUGAGCAUCAGUUUUUUCGGUCAACCAUUUAUCUGCACUCCUGUACUAGCUGGAUUCCCGCUGGGGCUCUGGAGCUGGCUGGAAGUGGACACUGGAAUCGUGAUGUUUCUUGGAUUUACCACUGCUUUUUUAAUGCCGAUUUCUGUCAUCAAAACCUUCGAAAACCGUUACUACAUCCUAUUCGCCGAUCGAACGGUUUGGAGAUACUUUCGUUACCCAUUCUUUGUUUUAAACUACAUUUUAUCAAUAUCUUCUGGAUUAACCACUUAUUUUAUGAUCCCCGAACAGAGUUACGCGAGAAGUGUGAUCUUUGAACGGAACCCUGAUCUAUUACAAUUUGACUUUCCCGAGUCUCCAAUACUCGUGUUGGCUAUUGACAAUACAUUUAACAAGUAUCGUCAGUUUGCAUUAAUAGCGAUAUUUAUUUCUGAAAUUAUGAUUUUUGUACUGCUGAUCAGGUGGAAUACGAACAAUGCCAUGAAGGAUAUGAAAAUCUCACCGAGCACUUUGAGGUUGCAAAAGAACUUUAUGAGAGCGCUAAACUAUCAGAUAGCUAUCCCCAUUAUCCUUCUAUGUAUCCCUUCAGUAGCCGGCAUUACAAUUCCGACACUAAUCCAAGAUCAUCAGGCAUUCAACAACUUUGUCUAUGUCGUCGUGUCUUUUCAUGGGGUCCUAUCAACAUUUAUAAUGGUAUAUCUACAGAAACCAUAUCGGGAUGUGGUUUUGAAAAUGUUCGGUGUUGAUGUGACAAGUAAUAUCCGCGUGGCUCAUUCCGUUGAUAGAAUCACUGGUUCUGUUUUAUUUUGA
Messenger RNA from Caenorhabditis elegans, 978 nucleotides. RefSeq names its product Serpentine Receptor, class H (gene srh-287). The transcript has 3 exons. Lineage: Eukaryota; Metazoa; Nematoda; Chromadorea; Rhabditida; Rhabditidae. Bases 1 to 978 code for a protein of 325 amino acids. The record is from RefSeq and is marked reviewed.